Messenger RNA from Gastrolobium bilobum, 426 nucleotides. Its product is annotated as indole-3-acetic acid-induced protein ARG2-like. The transcript has 2 exons. The coding region runs from base 129 to 422 and encodes 97 amino acids. Gene Ontology annotation, biological process: response to stress. Gene Ontology annotation, cellular component: mitochondrion. The record is from RefSeq and is a predicted model, not a curated record. Lineage: Eukaryota; Viridiplantae; Streptophyta; Magnoliopsida; Fabales; Fabaceae.
ACAACAGAGGUUCCUCUUGUCCUUGUUGUACAGAGCUUGUUUUCUCUUAUUCAUUCUCAGACAAAAUCACUUCCAUCAAUUGAACCUCUUGCCUUCUCACCAGUUUUUAAUUUUAAUUUGUAAUACCAAUGGCUCGCUCUUUCACCAACGUCAAGGCUCUCUCUGCUCUAGUCGCUGAUGGAUUCUCCAACGCUUUUACAAGGCGUGGGUACGCGGCAACAACACAAAGCGCUGCAAGGGGAGGAGCAGCUUCCAUCAGCGGUAAGAUAGCACCCAAAUCAGGAGAAGACAAGGUGACAACUUCUAAGAAGGUUUCAUGGGUCCCAGACCCCGUCACUGGUUACUACAAACCAGAGAACGCCAAAGAGAUUGAUGUUGCUGAGCUGCGAGCGACGGUUCAGAACAAAAAAUUCAACCACUAAUUUC